UAAUGUACUUGAUCGUAAACAAAUGCUUACCUACCUACUUACGAUAAGUUAUAAUCAUAGAGUAAUUAAUGUACUACAUAAGGUUAUAACUGUUAGUCGUUUAUCUACUUCUCGAGUUCCCAAGACUAUUCUUGAUAAUAUUACAUUAAUAUUCUAUAGUAGUGUUAAGCGGCUUACGUUGGUUUUGUGAAAAUGGGAUGUUUUUCGUCAAAAAGUAGAACUUCGUCACAAGAAUAUCGGUAUACAAAUGAAAAAAUACCAAAAGGAUUUGAUAGAACACAUCGUACACCUUUGGAAUUACAAUUAGUUACAUAUUAUCACGAAUCCAUAAAUUCAUCUAUUGGUGGACUUUGGCCGGGAGACUCUGGAGAAAAUCGGCGAUACAGCAUCAGUCACACAAGUUAUCCACCCUUCCGUCAUCAGGUUCCGACGCCGAAACCGCCAGCUAGGCCCCGCUUUGGCGAAUAUCGUUGCAUUUGUGGACGGACUUGGAGUAGCCGCUUAUCAUGGCAAGGAAAUUAUCAGAUAUGCAAGCGAUGCAAGAGAUCUGUUCAUCCCCAUUCACAGAGAGAAUUGCUUCCUUCUGACAUUACUAACGACAAAGAAAAAUGCGAACAACAUCCUAAAGAAUUGUGUCAAAAAUGUAAACAACUUGGCUCUUACUGCGGAAAACGGCAAAAUGUCAAGCCACGUUAUCAAGCACGUCUAAGGUAAAAUGUAUCUACCUUAUAACUACAGGCACAAUACAACGUGAAAAUACUGUAAGAUGUAUCUAUAUGGCCAGGCCAUAAUAUAAGUAAUUAUUAUAAUCACCUAUUAUAACGUUUUAGGCACGCUAAUUGGAAUGAGCGUUCGAUUUAUAACAUACUGAUUGUAUGUAAGUACCUAUGCGUACCUAUACCUAACGUUUGUUACCUUAAUCACUAACUUGAGCUUUCAUGCAACUUCUUUACAAAUAAUAUCAUACCUACUUAUAUAUCACAAUGAUAAUUGAUAGGUGUCCACUACACGAUCAAUCUGGCUCAAAUACUUUCUUUGGUUAUUGAUAACCGCCGAUGGAUAGUUUAAUCUGCGAUUGGAUAAUUAUUAACAAGAUAAAAAAUAUCUAGGUAGGCACGUAUUUGGUAUUUUUAUUCGGUAAAUUCGAAUUAGACCCUAAUUUCCGGUAACCAUUUUUAUUUAUUACAUAUACACCUUUACUCUAGGCUACACCCUCAGUUUUCUUCUAUUUCGUUUCUUUAUUGUCAAAGCUAUAACUACAAUGACCUACAAAAGCCACUGAUAAUUUAUCUCUAUUAGUUUAGUAUGCGUGUUUUCAGAUUAAAUCCUUGAGGAAAUUAACAGAAACCACUUGAAUUUUUUAAAUUGCGUCCAUCAAUUCGUCAAUCCAUGUUUGUAAAACCAAGGGCGUAGAGAAUGAAUUGAGCAAUACCAAACCGAAACUGACCGCUCAGUAGUUAGCGACAAGAUUAUUGAGCAACUAAUACAGACUAUUUUCUCUAGGUCUAGACAGGGCGCAUGUGCAGAGCUCAUCUGCUUUUGAAAGCCAUAUAUGGAACUGUAACAUAAUUCUAGAACAAAACUAUUACUGAUUGCACAUUCGCUUUAGCUCCUGGCAUUUCUGUAAAUAUUCACAUCAGCAGCUUUAACUAAAUAGACACGUAUAAUCCAUAAUUAUCUAUGUCUAUGGAUAAAACCUGAAUCCAGAUCUACGCAUUGAUAACAGAUUGAACUUGUAAUGAUCAGCUACUUACAAAAAAAAUUAUGUACUUACCAGUUAUUUGUUUUACUGCAGGAAGUGGUCUAUUAGGCGGUUUGUAACAUAAAUGUAAACAUAACUAUAAUUAUCAAAUUAAAACAAUUUACUAAUUAA
This is a messenger RNA of Manduca sexta (tobacco hornworm), 1873 nucleotides long. Its product is annotated as zinc finger CCHC domain-containing protein 24. The record is from RefSeq and is a predicted model, not a curated record. The coding region runs from base 193 to 714 and encodes 173 amino acids. The transcript is spliced from 5 exons. Lineage: Eukaryota; Metazoa; Arthropoda; Insecta; Lepidoptera; Sphingidae.